AUGAGUUCCGGGUACGGUCGGGCAGGCUCACCACCCAGGAAUCGCUAUGCUCCACCUGGUCGCACGUCCGCCAGCAGCUUCUUUUCCCCUUCCUCCUUUGAUACCUAUCCGCCAUCUACUCGCUCCACUAGGGACUACCCACCUGGGUCCCGCAUCAGUGUAGAGCGUGUAGAUGCACCAAGAGUCCUUCCCCUUCGGACCCGCAGCCCUCCACGACGUGCUGCCGAGGACGAUUACAACGUUCGCCCUCGUCCUCGAGGCACAAUACUCGAGGCUCCAAGGAUUCGAAGGCCUGUGGGCAUGGUAGUUCCGAGUUCUCCCGCUCGGAGCUCUAGGCCAAUCAUCACAAGCGCGAUCGACAGACCUCCAAGCCCUGUGACAGCAACGCGCAGAGACCGUCGAGAUGACGAUUACGAACUCUUACCUGCUUCUUCCUCCACAAGACGGCACCAUCAGCGUCACUCUUCAUUAGGUACUACAGACUCAGGCCGGCUAAUGCCUGCAGACAGAGAUCCAAGGGAAAAGAUCUAUCUGAAGUCCAAUCUGGGUCGACCAUCGGUCAGAGAACGCCAUGACGAAAACGAUCGAGACUUUGGAUUUGACAGCACGGAAGCGGCUAGAGAGCCAAGGUAUCAGGACUCUUAUCGACAGAGAUCUAGGAGAGACAGCCACAAUAGUGGUCGCCCAACGAGCAUGGUCAUACCUGAAGAUUAUAUUCCACGAUCAAAUAGGGAACCUGGUCCACCUGUAUCUACAAGGGGAUUUGAGAAUAUUGGAAGAUCUCAGAGCCUUAGACAAGGUUAUCAUGCUAAAAACGAAGAUCGGGCUCUUAGGGAUUAUGGGCGCGAUGACCGCGAAAUCAGCUAUCAUCCCAAACCCUCUCGCCCAGAGAUUGCCCUGCACCAGCCGUCCAACGGUGCAUACGCUCCAUAUCCGGAAGAAGAAUCACGAAGGCGGCUUCGCAAGCCUGGCCCUGAAGAAGAUGUGCUCGAGCUACUACCGAAAACCCGCAAGCCUGCGCCUGAGGAUGAGACUUUGGACUUGAGUGCGAAAUCUCGCAAAGUUAUACCCGAGGAUGAUGCGCUGGAGCCGCGACCAAAGCCUCGUAAAACCAUACGAGAGGAGGAGCGACAGGAGCCAAGAAUUCGCGACCCUCGCGAUGAAGAGAACGACCAAUCGCGACCAAAGUCUCGUAAACCGAUAUUGGAGGACCAGCGACUGGAACCAAGGAUUAGAGACCCUCGCGAUGAUGACCAUGAACGGGACGGUGAUGAUCGCCCUAGGAAACAUCGUCAUAGGCGCCAUCACAGAGACCAUGACCACCGCAGAGAUUAUGAUGACAGAGACGAUAGAAAUCCGAGAGUGCGUGAUGACUUCCGGGAAAAGCUAGAUAGAGCCGAGGAUAGAGGCCCAAGCAAUGGCUUGCUCGCUGGGGCUGGAGCUGCGGCCGCCGCUGCGGGAUUAGCUACUGAAGGAGUACGACGGCACCAGAACAAAGAGUCUCGAGAUGAAGAAAGCCUACCGGCGAAACAAUACCAGGACCAUCUGCGAGAACCUGAGCGUGAUCACUUGGAUACAAGCUCAGUGAGCAGUGGUCUCAGUGGUGAUACUCAAGAAAACAAGGAGGAAAGGAAGAGACGCAAGAGGCUUGAGAAGGAAGAAGAGGACCGUUUGUAUGAAGAAGCAAGAGCUGAGGAGCGCCGUGCAAAAGAGAAUGCUGAGUUGUUCGUCGGUCCCGUGGAGCCUGUGCUUCGCGAGCAAGCCUCCUACGAACGCCGCCCCGAGGAUCGAGCACCCAGACACCACCGCAGCUACACGCCUCGCCGUCACCACUCCCGUACGCGCGAUGACGAUUCCUACACAGAAUCCUCGUUCUCCUCCUCGAGCGACAGCGAAGACGACAGGAUCGAGCGCCAGCCCCGUGUCGUCACUCCCUCUAACGAAGAAAAACCGGCGCUUCCACCGGCUCCCAAGGGCAUUCUCCGUAAACCCCGCGAAAAGUUCCCCGAGCACCCCGACACAGUCCGCGAAGGUGUUGCGCCGCACAAGGAAAUGCCCAAGAAAGACGUACCGCCCAAUGCGCGUUGGACGAAGAUCAACCGGAAGCUAGUGAAUCCAGAAGCUCUAGAGCAGGAUGGGAUCAGGUUUAACGAAUAUGUGGAUCAUGUCAUUGUGCUGAAGGCGAUGGAUUUGGAGGAGAUCGAGAAAUACACGCGGAAGACAGCGGAGAUCAGAGAGAAGAGACGAUUGUUGAUGGGGCCCGAGCCGCCUAAGCCUAUCGAACCAUUCUGA
Letharia columbiana is the source of this 2292-nucleotide messenger RNA. RefSeq lists its product as uncharacterized. The record is from RefSeq and is a predicted model, not a curated record. Lineage: Eukaryota; Fungi; Ascomycota; Lecanoromycetes; Lecanorales; Parmeliaceae. Bases 1 to 2292 code for a protein of 763 amino acids. The transcript has a single exon.